GCAGGUCUACAAAUUAAACGUCAAGAAAAGUAUAAAUACAAAUACCAUUUCUUGUUCAAAAUUCUACGAAACUGUAAAAGGAACGGUGUUUUUGGAAUCUAAGAACAUUGGAGUAGUUGUUUUGUUCUAAGUUAAGCAAGCUAAAUGCACUAGAUAAGUCUACAAGUGAGCUAUGGCACGUACCAAGCAGACCGCCCGUAAAUCCACUGGUGGAAAAGCACCCAGGAAACAACUGGCCACCAAGGCUGCAAGGAAAAGUGCGCCAUCUACUGGCGGUGUGAAGAAACCUCACCGAUACAGGCCGGGUACAGUGGCUCUGAGAGAAAUUCGUCGGUACCAGAAAUCCACUGAGCUGCUGAUCAGAAAACUGCCUUUUCAGCGGCUGGUCCGUGAGAUUGCCCAGGACUUCAAGACAGACCUCCGCUUCCAGAGUGCUGCCAUUGGUGCUCUGCAGGAAGCCAGUGAGGCAUACCUUGUUGGCCUGUUUGAGGACACCAACCUAUGUGCCAUCCAUGCCAAGAGGGUCACCAUCAUGCCCAAAGACAUCCAGCUGGCCAGGCGAAUCCGAGGCGAGCGUGCAUAAUAUGAACACUUUGAACUCUUGAAGGGAAGGUGGGUGGGAUUGGCUGGGGUGUUCAACCAUAAAUUACUAUGCUGGACAAAAAUGUAUAAAUGCAACAAUUUCAUUGCUUUUACGAGUUCAUAAGGCAAUCAGUCAAUUUAAAUAAAUUCAUUAGGCCCUAAUCUAUAGAUUUCACAUGACUGGGUACAGGUAUGCAUCUGUUGGUCACAAAUACCUUAAUGGGACUCAGGAUCUCAUCAGUUGAGCAUUCAAAUUGCCAUCAAUAAAAUGCAAUUGUUUCUAUUGUCUGUAGCUUAUGCCUGCCCAUACAUAACCCCACCAUGGCGCACUCUGUUCACAACAUGGACAUCAGCAAUGGUUGAAGCCGGUUGGAUGUGCUGCCAAAUUCUCUUAAAUAAUGUUGGAUGAGGCUUAUCGUAGAGAAAUCUACAUUCAAUUCUCUGGCAAUAGCUCUGGUCGACAUUCCUGCAGUCAGAAUGCCAUUUUCAUGCUCGCCCAACCUGCAACAUCUGGCAUUGACCACUGCGUAUUUUAUAUUGGCCUUUGUCCCCAGCACAAGGUGCCCCUGUGUAAUGAUCAUGCUGUUUAAUCGGCUUCUUGAGAUGCCACACCUGUCAGGUGCAUGGAUUACAUUGGAAGAUGAGAAAUGCUCACUAAUGGGGAUGUAAAACAAUUUGUGCACAGUUUAAGAUUUUUGUGUAAAAUAUCUGGGUUAUUUUAUUUCAGCUCAAACUUGGGACCAAAUUGUUAUUUUUGUUCAGUGUAUGUAGUUUUUGUAUGGUUUCAUUAGUAGAAUAAAAGCUUGGUUUAUAGUAUGAGUAGCAAGUUUCAUGCAAAAACAUUUCUAAUCUUUUCUCUCAGGUUUUGAAACUUUUUUUAAUUGUUAGUUUAUACUUUUAGGUCAUAAUGUAGUAUGCAUAUCACAUUAUGGACAUUUGUUGUAAAUAAACUUUCCACUACCUCA
This is a messenger RNA of Oncorhynchus tshawytscha (Chinook salmon), 1547 nucleotides long. RefSeq names its product histone H3.3A. Lineage: Eukaryota; Metazoa; Chordata; Actinopteri; Salmoniformes; Salmonidae. The transcript has 4 exons. Gene Ontology annotation, molecular function: structural constituent of chromatin; protein heterodimerization activity; DNA binding. Bases 173 to 583 code for a protein of 136 amino acids. Gene Ontology annotation, cellular component: nucleosome. The record is from RefSeq and is a predicted model, not a curated record.